AUGGCGGCUCCCUGGUGGCGAGCCGCGGUGCUCGGCGGCCGGAGCUGGCGGGCCUUCAGCACUUCGGCUGCCCGCAGCCGCCGGACCGCCCCGCUGGGGCCGAUGCCCAACGAGGACAUCGAUGUGAGCAACCUGGAGCGGCUGGAGAAGUACCGGAGCUUCGAGCGCUACCGGCGCCGGGCGGAGCAGGAGGCGCGAGCCCCGCACUGGUGGCGGACCUACUGGGAGCAUUUCGGGGAGCAGUCAGAUCCCAGAGACAAGAUCGACAUCGGGCUGCCUCCACCCAAGAGCCGCCGGGCCCAACAGCUGCUGGAGCGGAAACAGGCCCUUCAGGAGCUGCGGACAAGUGAGGAGGCGGAGAGGGCCGCCCGGCUCCGCACGGCGCAGAUCCCCCUGGAGGCAGUGCAGGAUGAGUGGGAGAGGGCCUGCGGCCCCUACCACAAGCAGCGCCUGGCCGAGUAUUACGGCCUCUACCGCGACCUCUUCCACAGCGCCACCUUCGUGCCCCGGGUGCCCUUGCAUGUGGCCUACACUGUGGGUGAAGAGGACCUGAUGCCCGUGUACUAUGGCAACGAGGUCACGCCGACGGAGGCCUCCCAGGCCCCAGAAGUGACCUAUGAGGCAGCUGAGGGCUCGCUGUGGACACUGCUGCUCACUAACUUGGAUGGACACCUGCUGGAGCCCGAGGCGGAGUACGUGCACUGGCUGGUGACCAACAUCCCAGGUGACAAGGUGACUGAUGGGCAGGAGACAUGUCCCUACCUGCCCCCCUUCCCAGCUCGAGGCUCCGGCUUCCACCGCUAUGUCUUCCUGCUCUUUAAGCAGGACAAGCCCAUCGACUUCUCUGAGGAUGCCCGCCCGUCACCCUGCUACCAGCUCACCCAGCGGACCUUCCACACCUUCGAUUUCUACAAGAAACACCAAGACUCCAUGACGCCAGCCGGCCUGGCUUUCUUCCAGUGCUGCUGGGACGACUCGGUCACUCGAGUCUUCCACCAGCUUCUCAACAUGAGGGAGCCCGUGUUUGAAUUCGUGCGCCCGCCCCCUUACCACCCCAAGCAGAAGCGGUUCCCCCACCAGCAGCCCCUGCGCUACCUGGACCGGUACCGGGACAGUCAGGAGCCCACCUACGGCAUCUACUGAGGGCCCGAGGACGCAGCAACAAGAAAGACUCUGCAGGGGGCCAAGCCCUUGGGCUGAGCCUACCCCUCUGCUGCCCUCCCAGCAGGCCCAGGGGUGGGGUGGUGGGGGCAGAGGCUACAAUAAAGACCGUUUCCGCUGCA
Messenger RNA from Echinops telfairi (small Madagascar hedgehog), 1283 nucleotides. RefSeq names its product mitochondrial ribosomal protein L38 (gene MRPL38). The transcript has 9 exons. The coding region runs from base 1 to 1143 and encodes 380 amino acids. Gene Ontology annotation, cellular component: mitochondrial large ribosomal subunit. Lineage: Eukaryota; Metazoa; Chordata; Mammalia; Afrosoricida; Tenrecidae. The record is from RefSeq and is a predicted model, not a curated record.